AUGGCAUUCUUCCAUGUCAAGAAGCUUCCGAAUGGGGUAAACAAUAGUUUUGUGACGUUAAUUCCAAAGGUGGAGGGGGCUGGCUCCUUGGAUAAGCUUCGGCCUAUCUAUAUGGCUAACUUCUUCUGGAAGGUCCUAUCAAAGAUUAUGGCAGAGAGGUUGGCUUGUCUUCUUCCUCACUUGGUGUCAGAUGAGCAAGGGGCGUUUCAGGAAGGUAAGAUUAUCUCUGCAAACAUUGGUUUAGCUUCUGAACUUGCAAAUUUGUUACAUACCUCUGUCAGAGGUGGUGGAAUGGGAAUUAAAGUGGAUGUGCAGAAGACCUAUGACACCCUGUCAUAG
Molecule: messenger RNA, 339 nt
Organism: Macadamia integrifolia
Lineage: Eukaryota; Viridiplantae; Streptophyta; Magnoliopsida; Proteales; Proteaceae
Exons: 1
Coding region: 1-339 (112 amino acids)
Source: RefSeq, a predicted model, not a curated record